ACUGUACAUGGUGCUAUUGGAUACCGUGGUAAUCACAGACUCACAGGUACUCAAAAGUUACUUUUAUCUUUAAAAUUACGUAGUUUAAUUUCUGAAGUUGUCAUGUAUAGAAGGUACGCUGUCUCCUCCCGUGGUCUGCCCAGGAGAGACCAGGGGUUGUACACCGGCAGUGCAUUGCAAUUGAGAUUCGCUCACCGUGAUCGACUCAGAACAAAGCCAGCCGAUGCGAAUAUCCUGACCGCCAAUUGGCAAGCGUUGACAUUACAACUUGCCUUGGCAGCCUACCGAUGUCAAAGAGGUCAUUCCGAGCACCCAAGCAGAGGUAUAAAUUGAACAUAGCUAGUGUUUCUGGUUCUCCACUCCAGUUUUCCCCCUCCUUGUAAACUUGUCACGAUGCCCUCCAAAGCAAGAGCAUUGCUUGAGCUCACAAGGCUCCACUGGUUCCCUGUGGGGUGCGACUUCAUGUUUUGGCCCUUCGCUUGGGGCUCCCUGUCUGCGUCCUAUCAUAUGGCAUUGCCCAUGAACGAAGUCGUGAAAAAUACUUUAUUCUAUGCAUUGUUGGGCACACUGGUACACAGCGCAGGCUGUGUCAUCAAUGAUAUGCUUGACCGCGACUUCGAUCGCAAAGUUGAACGUUCAAAAGGCCGACCGAUCGCAUCUGGAGCCGUCACUAUGACAGAGGCUUCAAUUCUUCUAGCCGUUCUCGUCGCUGCCAUCUUCUACAUGUUUUCGACUGCUGGCACUACAGCUCUUGCACUCGGAAUUGUUGGACUCCCUGCUUGUGGUGGGACGUAUCCGCUUAUGAAGCGCUGGAUGUACUGGCCUUCUUUGUUCCUCGGUUUUGCUGCUAGCUGGGCAGUCCCAUUCACUUGGGUAGCAACGACGGGCGAGUUUAAUUGGGGCAUGAUCCUGAACGUCGCAAUUGCGUCGUGCUGUUGGACAUGUCUUUACGACACAAUUUACGCAUGCCAGGACAAGAAGGACGAUGAGAAGGCCGGAGUCAAGUCCAUGGCGGUCCGUCUGGGCGACGGCAUUCGUCCUGCAUUGAGUAUAUUUGAUGUGACCUUCUUUGCGUGCCUUUUGUGGGCUGGGUACUUGAACGGCCAGCACCUCCCGUUCUACGUGCUAAGUGUCAUUGCGCCGUUCCUCCUUUGUCUCUGGCAUAUCUGGUCAUUUGAUCACAAUGAUCCCCGAGACAGCUGGAAGAAAUUCACCGCAGGUCGCCACGGCGCAGCGAUGGUCUGCGCAGGAUUGAUGGUGGAUCAUUACUUUAAUCUCGCGUCCCUUGCCAUCUGAGCAUACACUUCCAUCCAAUGCUAAUUCGGUCACCAUCCUUGUUACUAUAAUAACUACUAUAGAUGACGUGUUUAUUGUGGUAUUCCUCAUGUUUUGCGCCCUAAGUAUCUCGCAAAUCGUGAGUAAUAAGUAGUGUGAUAAUCACGGGCUGAUCCUUACCAGAGUGCGAAUCUAGGUGAUAUGCAAGAUGUUAAUCGCCGUGCGUGGCUAAGUACAUAGAAUGAUGAAAGAUUGCCUUGCGCCGUCAACGGUUGUGAGAAAUAAAACUAGCCUCUAUUAUGUAAGCCGUUCAUCGCGUCUACAAAAGUUCGUCUGCCUUGAAGAAGGAAGACUAAGU
Messenger RNA from Suillus paluster, 1633 nucleotides. RefSeq names its product UbiA prenyltransferase family. Gene Ontology annotation, molecular function: 4-hydroxybenzoate polyprenyltransferase activity. The record is from RefSeq and is a predicted model, not a curated record. Gene Ontology annotation, cellular component: mitochondrial inner membrane. The transcript is spliced from 8 exons. Lineage: Eukaryota; Fungi; Basidiomycota; Agaricomycetes; Boletales; Suillaceae. The coding region runs from base 394 to 1296 and encodes 300 amino acids. Gene Ontology annotation, biological process: ubiquinone biosynthetic process.